CCUAGUCCCCGGCCGGGGCCUCCGAGCCUGUCCGGAUGCCGGGCUGGUCCAACCCCAAGACCCAACCGCGUUCCCGCGAGAGGAAAGUUCUCUGCCUGCUGCCUCGGCGCCCCCCAGGGCUAGCCCCGACCUGGUGUCGCUUCGGCCGGAAGCGGAAGUGCGUGUCAGCAGGAUCAUGGCGACUUUUGCCGAACUCCCGGACUCGGUCCUGCUGGAGAUCUUCUCUUACCUCCCGGGUCUGUCACCGCUGGAAGAGGCUGGUGGACGACCGGUGGCUGUGGCGACACGUCGACCUGACGCUCUACACGAUGCGGCCGAAAGUCAUGUGGCACCUCCUUCGCCGGUACAUGGCAUCCCGCCUCUACUCCCUGCGGAUGGGUGGCUACCUGUUCUCGGGCUCCCAGGCCCCGCAGUUGUCGCCCGCCCUGAUGAGGGCCCUGGGCCAGAAGUGCCCCAACCUGAAGCGCCUCUGCCUGCACGUGGCCGACCUUAGCAUGGUGCCCAUCACCAGCUUGCCCCCCACGCUGCGGACCCUGGAGCUGCACAGCUGCGAGAUCUCCAUGGCCUGGCUCAUGAAGCAGCAGGACCCCACCGUGCUGCCCCUGCUCGAGUGCAUCGUGCUGGACCGCGUCCCCGCCUUCCGCGAUGAACACCUGCAAGGCCUGACGCGCUUCCGUGCCCUGCGCUCGCUCGUGCUGGGCGGCACGUACCGCGUGACCGAGACGGGGCUGGAUGCCAGCCUGCAGGAGAUGAGCUACCUGCAGAGGCUCGAGGUGCUAGGCUGCACCCUCUCAGCCGACGGCACCCUGCUGGCCAUCAGCCGCCACCUCCGAGAUGUGCGCAAGAUCCGGCUGACCGUGAGGGGCCUCUCUGCCCCGGGCCUGGCCGUCCUGGAAGGAAUGCCGGCCCUGGAGAGCCUGUGCCUGCUGGGCCCCCUCAUCACCCCAGAAAUGCCCUCCCCCACUGAGAUCCUCUCCUCCUGCCUCACCAUGCCCAAGCUCAGAGUGCUCGAGCUGCAGGGGCUGGGGUGGGAGGGUCAGGAAGCCGAGAGGAUCCUGUGCAAGGGGCUGCCCCACUGCAUGGUCAUUGUCAGGGCCUGCCCCAAAGAGUCCAUGGACUGGUGGAUGUGACUGCUCCAUCUGUCCUUGGAAUCCAGCCCAGCUUUUACCGUUGAGCCCCAGACCCUCUGCGCAGCACUUUGAAGAGGGCAGGUAAUCUAGCUUAAAGGCACUGAAGGCCCCAGGUAGAGAGAACCGGGGCCCAGGGGCCUCCAGACCAUUGGAAUCAUUGUUUGCCAGCUGUGUGGCCUCUCGGAGGCCCAGUUCUCACAUCUGGAAAUAGGGAAGACCAUAGCUACCUCAUGGUUAUGUUGCAAAGCCUUACUCUGAACAGCUACCGACCCCAAGAAGGCUCUCAAUGAAGGGUCAUUCCCAGGGUUGUCCUUAGGAAUGGCAUGGAAGCAGAAGGGUGGGGUUAAGAGCCAGGGGCAGCCAAGCCCCGUGGCUCAUUCCUAUAAUUCUAGCACUUUGGGAAGCUGAGACAGGAGAAUCACUUGAGCCCAAGAGUUUGAGACCAGCCUGGGCAACAUAGCAAGACCCUGUCUCUACCAAAAAUAAGCCAGGGGCACCUGCAGGGCCAAGCCCCCUUAAGAGGCCUAAAAGGACUAUCUCUGCAUCUGCACCCACACACCUAUGCACCGUUUGUAUACCUACACGCAGAGGGAGCGAGCAAGUGAGACUUGGCUUUGAUGAUCAAAAUGUUCAUAAAGGUUCUCAAUUGUAUUUUCUGUAUUUUAUAUUCUGUAUUUUCCAUGUUUUCCAUAACAUAUAUUAUUUUGCUAUUAAAAGAAAAGAUCAUUUUUUUCCAAAGAAGCAUCCAUUUUAUUCAUUCAAGCAAUGUUUCUUGAGCACCUCCUAUUUUGCAGGCACUGUUCCAGGUUCUGGGGCCACAGCAGUGAACAAAAGUGACAAGACCCUACCCUUGUAGAGCUCAGAGGGGAGAAGGCAGGACAACAAACAGAACCUAAGGAACGAGAUGAACAGAGGCGUGUCCCACCUUGUGGACUGGCAGAUAACAUUUGCAAACCUGCUGUUCUGUCGUAUAGAGCCUCGGGAGAGGCUGAGAACUGCAGCAAGAAAAGCUUGCUUUUCUUUGGGGUGAGGACUGGCCAGUUAGAAUCGAGGGCCCACUCAAGUCCCGCCCCUAAGCCUAAGUCCCCGUCCUUGGCUCCGCCCACUGGGCCUGGAGCCCGCCUUAGCCCCGCCCACUGGGUCUGCCGCUUUCUCCGGGCCUCGCCCUCUGGUCUCCGACGAGGCCACGCCCCCAGAACAGUCCCCGCCUCUGGAUCCGCCCCUUUUGCGUCACAAACCCGGAAGUGGAGAUGUGCGUCAGUGGGACGUCGGGCUCGGCUCCUACCCGUUGUGGUGGAGGGACGCAGAAGAGUCUGGCGGGGGACAAGCGGGGUCAAAGGGUAUGUCCGGCCCCUUGCCAGGCCCCAGACCGUGUUUGCCGUGCCCGCUGAGGCCGGGGCUGUCCCCGAGCUGCCCGAGGCCAGGCGGCCGGUCUGGGCGUCCCGGGAGAUGCGGUCACUGCGGAGCCUUUUCUGCAAGAGCCGCCUAAGCAACAUUUGUGUCCUUUCUUCAGAAGCAAAAGCAUCUCCGUAAUUCAGGUCACAGGGACUCGAGCCCCAGCGUCCCCUGUCCUUACCGACCUGGCGGUGCCGGCCAGCACUGGGCUGGUUCAAGAGAGCCGGUCUAAUGCAAGAGAAGUUUUACAAACGGCUUUAUUGAGGUGUCUAUUUGCGUCGAAGGAAGUACAUAUUAGUAUACACUGUGUUUCCCCGAAAAUAAGACCUACCCA
Molecule: messenger RNA, 2859 nt
Organism: Microcebus murinus (gray mouse lemur)
Lineage: Eukaryota; Metazoa; Chordata; Mammalia; Primates; Cheirogaleidae
Source: RefSeq, a predicted model, not a curated record